This is a messenger RNA of Pseudomassariella vexata, 694 nucleotides long. RefSeq lists its product as uncharacterized. NCBI's taxonomy places the organism in Eukaryota, Fungi, Ascomycota, Sordariomycetes, Amphisphaeriales, Pseudomassariaceae. The transcript has 2 exons. The record is from RefSeq and is a predicted model, not a curated record. The coding region runs from base 25 to 291 and encodes 88 amino acids.
ACAACCCAAAGUCCAUCAUGCAAAAUGAAAACCACCAAGUGCCAUCAACCACAACUUCACUCACGAAAAUAUCACUGUACAUACAACGGCACCGAACAUACCCCCCUCCACUUGUUAGUCCAAGUGCGUUACACGAAACACACAACUACACCCCCACUUACGAGAUCACACUAUACUAUCCCUGAAAUCAAGCAUGCACAAUCUACCGGACGUGGCAUGAAUUCGAGCAGUUGCGAGACACAGUCACCCCGUCGAAGAAUGCUGCGUUGUCUACGGACGAGAGCGACGUGAGAGGACCAGUUCAUUUCCUUGAACAGGCUAUGGCUCAGAUACCAGGAGAUCUGGCUCUAAAAUUCUUUUUGAGGCGGAAGUUGGGCUAUUGUAGGGGAAAGGGGCUGUUCAUGGAGUGAUUGGGUACUACUGACGUGGUGUCAUUUAUGGUCCGGCAGUUUUGGAUGGCGAAUCUGCCCGGAUAACCUCAACGAAUCCCUUGUCGAACUUCAAGACAAUCCUUGAGUCCUGAACAGCGGGAAUUUGAUAAAAGCAGAGAAUCCUAAAAUGAUGGACAUGAUUCAAGCGACCAGGAUUAAACCCGCAAGAAACUCAGACUCAGAGCUACAUUGUAUGAAAUACGACCAACUACGUCUGUAAGCUCGGGUUUUGAUCAUCGACUUGGUACCAAGACACGAAAUGU